AUUAUUAUUAUUAUUAUUAUUCAUUGAACAGAUCGAUUUUGUCCCCGCGACGGACGGUAGCCGCAAAGCGAGCGUGAAAAACUCGACUUAUGUCGAUCGCAACGUCGCCCGGUCGCCCUCUCUCUCGCUUCUCCUUUUUUUGUCUUCAUUCACGCUGACAUUGCUCGCGCCGCGACGACAGUGACGUACGCGGCACGUAUCGCAUCCCAGGCCGUACCGUUUCGCAAUGGACGAAGCGGUAGGUUUUACGACGGCGGAGGACGAGACGGGCGUAACGAACGCGUCGAAGAAAAAGGAGAGCGGCUACUUCGAGGAGAACUGCGGUGACCUGAGCGACAUCGUCUUCAGCAGUUACAACCAGUACGGGGCCCUCCUCAGCGUCGACACCGCCGGCAUCCUGAUCGUCAACGAGGAGGCCAGGCGCUCGGAUCACUGGGAGAACGGCAGGCAGGGAUCCUCGUUUUCCUCCGGCCUCGUCGAGGACAUAAACGACCUUGACGUCAACGACUCCGACGAGGCUAAAGACGACGCCGCCAACGAGGACGUUGCGGAAGGAGCCAAACACGGGAUCGUUGUCAAGGACCCGGAGACCGCGCAAAGGCUCAUAGUUUACGGUCAGGGAACUCCCGAGGAACUCGCCUAUACCCGCGAGGCGGUCGUCCACACUCGCGAAGCUUCCGAGAGGCUCGUCCAGGCGCGUGACAAGUCCGAGACGCCUGCCUGCAUUCACGACGACUCCUCCAAGACGAUUCUCUACGUUCACGAAGACUCCGAUGCGGUUGUCUACACCCAUGAGGAGAUAAUCGUCUGCACCGAGGAGGAUUCGACGAACGUUGAACGCGCCAUGAGUCCCUCCAUCAUCAUCGAAGAGUGGGAUAACAAGAAAAUAUCGGAUGCAGUAAAUCUAGCGGACAACGGGAGCCAGAAGGUGGACAUGACACACUUCGACCUGUUGAAAGUCCUCGGUACCGGAGCUUACGGCAAGGUUUUCCUGGUGAGAAAGAGAACGGGCGCGGACGCCGGGCGGCUUUACGCCAUGAAGGUGUUGAAGAAGGCCUCCAUCGUGCAGAAGAAAAAGACGACGGAGCACACCAAGUCCGAGCGACAAAUUCUGGAGGCCAUCAGGGACAGUCCGUUCCUAAUAACUCUCUAUUACGCCUUCCAAACUGACGACAAACUCUGUCUGAUUUUAGAAUAUGUCGCCGGCGGCGAAAUGUUUACGCACCUGUAUCAGCAUGAUUGCUUCACGGAGGAUGCAGUACGAUUUUAUAUCGGCGAAAUUAUCUUGGCGCUAGAGCGCCUGCAUGAUCUUGGCGUAAUCUACCGGGAUAUCAAACUUGAGAAUAUACUCUUGGAUAAAGAAGGGCAUCUCGUAUUAACUGAUUUCGGUCUCAGCAAAGAGUUCCUGCCGCACGAACGAAACGGCAACGCGCGUACUUACUCGUUUUGCGGAACUAUCGAGUAUAUGGCACCGGAAGUGGUAAAGGCCGGACCGAACGGCCAUGAUAUCGCUGUCGAUUGGUGGAGUGUGGGCGUGCUAACGUUUGAAUUACUGACUGGUGCGUCACCUUUCACGGUGGAAGGCGAGAAGAACAAUCAACAGGAAAUCUCGCGGAGGAUACUGAAGAACGAUCCGCCACCGAUGCCGAGCCACCUGAGUGUCAACGUGAGCGACUUCAUCACUCGCUUGCUGAUCAAGGAUCCACGACAAAGACUAGGUGGUGGUCCACGCGACGCUAAAGAGCUCAAGGAACAUCCCUUCUUUAUGGAUGCGGCGCCGGCUUUUACUUGGGAAGCUCUGGAGAAGAAGCAGAUCAAGCCGCCUUUGGUCCCCAAAAUCGCACAUGAAUUGGACACCAGCAAUUUUUCCGACGAGUUUACGAAGAUGAACGUUGUAGUCGAUAGUCCAGCGAUCGUUGAUGGUGAUUACCCUGACAAACAUUUCAGAGGUUACUCGUACGUGGCGCCGUCGAUCCUAUUCACCGACAACGUAGUAAGUAGGGAUAUCUUCGGUGGUGAAGAGCGUAUCGGUUCGCAACGGCCUUUGUUAUCCGAUCUGCUCAACACGUGUUUCGAGGAGUCCACAUUCUUCCAAACGUACGAGUUAGACCAAGCGGGACCAGCUCUCGGCGACGGCAGCUUCUCGAUUUGCCGGCGAUGUCGUAAUCGCAAGACUCAACAGGAAUAUGCCGUGAAAAUUGUCAGUAGGCGAGUGGAUUGCAACCGGGAGGAAACUCUGUUGCGCGCAUGCCAGCGUCACGCAAACGUGGUGAAAUUAAUAGACGUUCAUCACGACCGACUUCACACGUAUAUCGUGAUGGAACUGCUCUCCGGCGGGGAAUUGUUGCAGCGUCCGCGACCAUUCCAGGAGCGGCAGGCGAAGCGAGUGAUGCGACAAUUGGCGUCUGCGGUGCGAUAUAUGCACUCGCGUGGCGUAGUACAUCGUGAUCUCAAACCGGAGAACGUCGUGUAUGUGCACCAAGGUGAGGACUCGGCGGUGAAAAUAGUUGACUUUGGAUUCGCCCGGAUGAAGAACAGCUGCGAACCAUUGCAUACGCCCUGCUUCACGCUUCCGUACGCCGCCCCGGAGGUCGUGGCCAAUCAGGAAUACGACGAGAGCUGCGACAUGUGGUCCUUGGGGACCAUAUUGUAUUUCAUGUUGUCCGAUAAUCCGCCUUUCCGCACGGACACGCCAAAUGUGGCGAUGCGCAUCAAAACCGGCGAGAUCAAUUUCGACGGCGAAGCUUGGAGUCACGUGUCCGCCGGUGCUAAGCAAGUGAUGAAAGGUCUGCUGAUGAUCGAUCCCCACAACAGACUUACGGCGGCUUCCUUGGUGUACCAUCCAUGGCUGACGAUGCAAGAUACAACGAUCUUACCAGUAACGCCCAUCACUGACACGAUUCACGCAGACAACGCGACAGCCACCAGUUCAACAUCAGCGCAUGAACGCGAGGGUUUCCGAUUGCGCGCGGUCGACGCCGCAAAAUUGGCUCAGCGUCGCAAGCACAAACGUUCCAAUUCCAGUUCCUCGACGUCGAGACCGUCCUCUUCUUCUUCCUCGAGUCCGUCGUCAGUUCAAUUGCUGCGUGUACCAAGUGCCACGGCAAGCGCCGCGAACACUUCCACCUCGUCACCAAGCGUCUUCGACUUCAACGAUGAAGUUGUUAACGAGUACCUGAGUUCCCUGUCUUCUUCUUCCGAUUCAAAUUCGUCGAUAAGACUCUCGCUUUUGCAGGGAGCGGAACGUACCGCGAAGAAGAGAGUCAAACGUAACGCCGAUCAUGAAUCAUCGUGUCAACAGGUGAGCCCGACAAAGAAGCAUCAUCGACAUCGACGUGAUGUCGAUAGCGAAACCAGUGGCAGCAGUAGUAGCGGGCCGAUGACGCGAUCGCGAAAACGUAAACUUGAACAAAUAAUAAAUUCGGACAGAGAUACAGGUUCUGACAAUUCCGCGGAAUCGUACGAGUCGUCCUCGCAGACCGCGCACCACGAAGGGGACGUUCAUAGAAGGCAUAAAGCUGGCAAGCGGCCCAAACGUCUUGCCACAAUUAUAGUCGAGUAGAGUUUUUCCUACUUACGCUUGAUCCAGUAACGCUCCAAUAAAUUCACACCUUGUUUCCUAUGCAUUUUAUACGGUAUUUAACACCGUUGCCUUCUGCGUUCGUACGGAACACGAACGUCGCAUCAUUCCUAUCUCACCACAGUUCUAAGAUAUCGUAUAUAGAUAUAUAUAAAAAUAGCUAUAACAUAAUUGCCAUCCUAUCUUCUCUUAAAUCUUGGUCCAUUUUCUAUCUGAAUGAUCUGUGCAACUGAAAAGUGCACUCUUAUGAUAAUGAUAAUUUAAAUGUACCGGAUAGAUACGAGAAGCGGACGUGUAUAAAAGAAUAUAAUAUCACUGUGGUCAGGGUCUCAACAAAGUAUCAAUGCGAGGAUUUACGCGAUAUACAGAAUUUAUUACGCAGUGUACAGAAUUUUAUUUUUAUUAUACCGCUAUCGGAAACGUAAGUAGGCGGAUGCGAAUAAGAUGGUGAAUCGUUUUGUUGCGUUAAACUGGGAUUGUCUGUGAUUUAUAGAGCGAGGACGACCAGCAUUGUAAGUUGUUGUAACUUAUUACAUGCUUCCGUUAAAAUUUUCUUCCAACGUCACUUCCGCGAUCGAUAAUCAUAGGGAUGACGAUAGCGAUUAACUAGCCAAUAAGAAGAAAAUUUUAGCGAUUGCUUAUGACAAGUGUAUAUGUGGUGAAUGUGCCUCAAAAACUCAUGUCACUAUGAGUACAUUAAAGAUAUUAAUGUAGCAGAAAUGACGCGCGAUUAUGCGAAAAUAACAGAAGCAAAAGAAGGAAACUGUUAUUACCAGUGGUACCUCAAUAACGAAGAAAAGGAUAAAACAUAUUUAAAAAAUACAGUUUGUUAAGAAAGAAAAUUAUACAAAUUAAGUAAUCUUUUAUGAAUAAUGUUAUCGAGAAUAAUGAUACAUAUUUAUACGAUUUAAAACAAUUCCGUUCAUAUAAUUAUAUGUUAAAAGUUAUUCUAUUAAUUUUUACAGAUGACUUUGAAAAAGAAAUGAUGUUUAUUGACUAGAUAAUAAGUAAGAUCGAGGAAAAAAUUUCUAUUCAGUAUUUAACAUUUUUCGUAGGAACAUUUCUUCACACCUUGAUGUAUUUGUGUGGUAUACUUAACGUAUUUUACAAUUUUGAGAAUAAUGGAAAAAUGAAUGAGUUGCGAUGAAACAUUCGGAGCGCGAUGAAGAAAUGAAUUAGAUUUAAUUAAGUCAGAUCAUUAUAACAUUGUAAUCAUUAUAACAUUGUGAUCUAGUUAUCACCAAUUCAUGGUCGAUGCAAUUCCUCAUAAUU
Pogonomyrmex barbatus (red harvester ant) is the source of this 4852-nucleotide messenger RNA. Its product is annotated as ribosomal protein S6 kinase alpha-5. Gene Ontology annotation, molecular function: protein serine/threonine kinase activity; ATP binding. NCBI's taxonomy places the organism in Eukaryota, Metazoa, Arthropoda, Insecta, Hymenoptera, Formicidae. The record is from RefSeq and is a predicted model, not a curated record. Gene Ontology annotation, biological process: protein phosphorylation.